CUUUCAUUUCGACUAAAAACUAUUCUUUCUUCUUGCCACUAACCAAUAAUAUUGAACUACUUACUAUUAACAAAUGGCCACGUUUAGCUCUACUACUAGCCCAGCCUUAGGAUCAGGCUCAUCUCCUCUGAUAAUAUCAUCCAUCCCCACUACUAACAACAACAUCCAAUUUUCAGUAUUCAUCAAACUUCCAAAACCCAACAAAUUUCCCACUCCCAAGCUUCAAUUCCAACUUUAUUUUGGUGGUAGAACAAGUAGAAGAACUUGGGUCUCUUCUGCAGCCAUGGCUACUGGGAGUGUGCAAGAGGUUCGUACACCUGCUCUUACUUCUAGCUCUGAUCCCCCAACAAUCUUCGAUGGCAAAACAAGGUUGUAUAUAUCUUAUGUAUGCCCAUAUGCACAGCGCGUCUGGAUUACGCGCAACUGUAAGGAAUUGCUGGAAAAGAUAGAACUGGUUCCCAUUGAUCUACAAGACAGGCCUGCCUGGUACAAGGAGAAAGUUUACCCACCUAACAAGGUGCCAGCAUUGGAACACAAAAAUGAAGUCAUAGGAGAGAGUUUGGACUUGAUCAAAUAUCUUGACAGUAACUUUGAAGGGCCUUCACUUUGGCCUGAAUAUGAUCCUGCAAAGAAGGAGUAUGCAGAGGAGUUGCUUUCUCAUACUGACACAUUCAAUAAAUCUGUCUAUUCUUCAUUCAAAGGAGACGUGAAUGAAGCUGUUUCUGCAUUUGAUUUUAUUGAAACUGCUCUUUCCAAAUUUGAAGAUGGACCAUUCUUUCUUGGUCAGUUCAGUCUGGUGGACAUUGCUUAUGCACCAUUCAUUGAAAGAUUUCAACCUUUCUUAGCAGAUGUCAUGAAUUAUGACAUCACUGCAGGCAGGCCUAACCUGAAAGUUUGGAUUGAGGAGAUUAACAAAGUUGAGGGUUACAAACCAACUCGAAGCGAUCCUAAGGAGAUAGUUGCUUCCAUCAAGAAGCGCUUCUCGAUGUCAAACUGAAAUCGGUGCUUCAAACCAUGGUCUUUUAAGAUGUUCUUAUUUGGCCUUUGUCUUCGAGUUGUAGCUAUAGCUUAGAACAGCUAAAUAAUGAAAUUGUUUAUAAGUUGUAAAGGACUAAAUAAUGCUAACUCAGUGGCCAUUGUAAUAAUGCAGUUGAGGAGAUUUCAUCUGUGUC
Cannabis sativa is the source of this 1172-nucleotide messenger RNA. RefSeq names its product protein IN2-1 homolog B. Gene Ontology annotation, molecular function: glutathione transferase activity. NCBI's taxonomy places the organism in Eukaryota, Viridiplantae, Streptophyta, Magnoliopsida, Rosales, Cannabaceae. The coding region runs from base 74 to 997 and encodes 307 amino acids. The transcript is spliced from 10 exons. The record is from RefSeq and is a predicted model, not a curated record.